Messenger RNA from Nematostella vectensis (starlet sea anemone), 3542 nucleotides. RefSeq lists its product as uncharacterized. The record is from RefSeq and is a predicted model, not a curated record. Bases 329 to 2416 code for a protein of 695 amino acids. The transcript has 8 exons. Lineage: Eukaryota; Metazoa; Cnidaria; Anthozoa; Actiniaria; Edwardsiidae.
AAAACUAAAAAAAAGCCAGCCAAGUGCAUCAUCCAGCCAAGUUCUGUCAAUAAAGCCGCCUAGACGAAUUUUGAUUGGGUUUCUUUACUUUUGGCGGGAAAAGUGAUGUGGCGUUUUGUGCACGUGGUCCCUGAGGUGUGAAAGCGCAAAUCGCAAACAUGAGUGCUGGUCGCAUCGUCUACACUGGUAUGAGUUUGGUUGUGUUUAUCUAUAUUUAUAGAGUUUCUGCCCGACUAUUAAAGCCUAAAUACUCCUCAAGUCUUCAAGCUUACUGUCCAUUUUAAAGUAACAAGAAUUCUGGACAAUUUAUAAGAGAAGUAUAAAUCUUAUGGAGGUAACUGGGACUCAACUUAAUAGUGAGCUUAACAUGCCAGCCGUGGAAAAAGAUACUGUUUCUGGGUCUCAAGGCCCAGUUGUAAGCCAAGAGAAAAUCAAUUACUGGUCAAAGGAAACUGUUCCACCACAAGCCCAAACAUAUCCAGCACACAUGGAACUGCCGGUUGUUGUGUCAAGCUCCCAGAGCAGUGAUCCAUUGCUGGAAAAAAGUGUUACUGCUGAAGGAAAGCAGCUUGCUGAGCGAACAUUACUACCUUCAGGCCAGCUUCCAUCAACUCUAGCCUCGAAUGCCUGGGAAGGUAAAAGAAGAACAGACAACUGGUCAAACAUUACACAAACAAAACCAAUUGCAGCUCAAAUGCCCAAUAUUAAAAUGCCAGUCUCAAUUGCCCCAAAUACUCCAAUUCAGAAAGGGUUUGUGGAGGAAAACUCUUCUCAGUUCAAACCUGUUGAGGAAGUGUUAUCACAACUAAAGCACUUUCAGCAGCAAACAGUCACAAGCACCAUGAGCGACACAACUUCUGUUCUUCCUCGAAAUAGGCAGAGUGUAUACGCUGAAGUGCCUGAUAACAGAGCUAACACAUCAGUUCCUCAAGCUAACCCAUCACUGGUAUUGACGCAUCCACUCCAUUCCUUGUUACCAAAGGUUACAUUCCCUGUUGCAAUCUCAACACAAGCCUUGCAAUUAAUGACUAAUACUGCAGUUACGCAUACAUCAGUGGAAGCCUUGUCGACAGCAAUAGUAGAAUCGACAGCUUCAGGAUGCCACACCAAACCUAGUAGUCCAGUAAUAUCAAAACUGCCUAGUGUCGUAGCUCCUGUGGAAUUAUCAUCAAGUGGAAGCACUAGCCAAUCUAUUCCUGAUCUUCUAAAGGGAAAAGUGGAUGCAAAGCUCUUUCCUCCUCGUCACUACACAUUUGCUUAUUUACAGAUUGGAACAUGGAAGGUGGAGAAGACACAAAACAACCACACUCUUUCAGUCGCAAGACUCAAAGUAAUUUUUACACAAAGGAAGUUUGUGUAUGAGUUCCAGACAAAUCCUGACGACCUGAAGGGACUGUGUGAGGGUUAUAAGCAAAUGGCAUGCGUUGAAGUGCCUUUUUCAUCUGUUGUUGGUAUCAACAUCAACAACUCCCACGAAGUGCUUAUUGAAGUGGACUCUGCUCCAGUCAUGUACACCGGCAAGCAAGCCCUAAACUUUCGUGGACCGGGAGGAGGGAACUUACCAGCAAAAUAUGAUCUUCCUAGAGACCUGACCAGUGGCCAGCUCCUGGUUGUACCUUACCAUAGGGUCAAGCUGUCAACUUCAACUUUGAAAGACAAGCUGUCUAUGUUUGACCCUCGAUUUGCUGCAUUGAUGGUCACACCUAUUCAAGUGGAUGAAAACAAAAGACUCACCUCACAACUCCCAGUCAGGACACCACAGAAAAAGAGGGUGUUGAGCCCAUGUCAAGAGGCCCAACCAGAAAGUGCCAAGAAACCUUGCCCGCCAACGGUGAAACCUGCUGCAGCUAGCGCUGAUGAUGCUCAUCCUUGCCAUUGUGCAGCUGGUUGUCUCACAAAGAGAUGCACUUGUAUCAAGAAUGGGCUGAAGUGUUAUGGGUGUAAAUGCACAAGAUGUGAGAAUCCAUUAAAUAUCCUAGCAGAUGCUGGUGUCGAUAUAAGUGCAGCUAAAAAUGAUGCAUGUCUGAUCCAGAACAUCUCCAAGGUAAAAGACCUUAAGACUGCAUUGAUGACCAGGAAGAUUGAGUUCCCAUGUUGUGGUACUAAUGUGCCAUUUAAAGAAGCUUGUGUCGGCACAGUCUCCUGUCCUGACUGUGAAGGGGAGUACCGCUAUUCUUGGUGCUGGCACGACUUAUGUGAUGAAGAAAAUAGACCCAGAAACCAUUGUAGGAUCUGCAAGUCUUGUCGUGACUACAGAGAUGAUCAUUGCCCUAAAUGCAACAAGUGCUAUUUUGCUGGUCUAACUGGUUACCCAUGUCCAUGCGGAGAGCAGCGAAGCUUCCUAGACUGUCUUGGGGCAUUCAUGUUCUCACUCUCCCGUCCAUGGGAUGAUAGUGAUGAUGACGAUGACUACUAAUUGCCUGAAAAUCUAUAACUAAAGAACUGGGUUGUAUAUGGUUAGGUGAUUAUUGUUGUCUUGUUUUGUCAGAAUAGUCACAUAUUCCAUUGAGCUUGGUCAUAGUUGAAAUUCUGUAUUAACUACUCUAGUACUACUGAAUCUUGAUUUUUUUUUUUUAUCAUGCAAUAACUGUUUUUAUGGCCCAUGUUAUUUUUUUUGUACUUAGAGAGUUAGCCAAUCUGGAAGUACUGGAUACUUUUUGAUUGAUUAGAAUUGUUCUUAGCCUUUAGUGUACUAGAUUUUGAAAAUGUUUCAAUCAAUCCACCUCUGAUUUCCGCAUCCUGGUUGGCUAGUUUUCCAAGACCUUGCUUGUGUUGGCAAGGUACCUUGUACCCUGUAAAACGGGGUUGGUUUUAUUAUAGUGACCUGAUGAGCUAUUAUUAUAGUGACCUGAUGAGCUUACAUGUAUUCAAACCUGUCACAACCUUUUGGACCUGUCCCCAAGAUGGGAAAAGCAGUUUUGAAAUUAUAUUGUUCAAUUCCUCAGCAGGCAAGAAUAUGCUUUUAAUUGUAUUUAUUUGUUUUGUUAAAUACUUGCAUUGCUUCUGGUAUUAUAUCUAAAUAGAACAAAUUUGACACAACAAUGAUUAAUAUUAUUUUCAAAGAAUAUGGUACUUAUGAUUAUAAGUCUGAUUAUGAAUAUCAGACAAAGUUUCUUUAUUCUGACAUUUUAUUGUCAAUAUAUUAUUCUAAAUAACUGUUUAAUGGAAUGUUUAACAUCAAAAACACCACCUACUGUAUGGCUGUCUUAUAUGUACUGACUUGUUGGGUCUAUAUUAAUUUGGUGUCAGACAUGAUUUUACUUUUCACAGACAAAAGCAGUCCCUGGAAAACUGCAGUAAAAUGCUGUCACCAAAAACUUGCAAGUGCUUAUAAAACAGCUGUUACACCUGUCUGAGAUAAAACAGCAAAGAUGUAUCCAAACCAAAGCAUCUACCAGUGUAUGUUGUUUGUUAUAUGACCAUAUUCAAAAGUAUUAUAUAUGGUAGAAAUCCCAUACUCGUUACAAAAAAAACAUAUUUUAUUGAUAUUAUAUGAGUAAAUAAUUUCAAAGUUGCAGUUAAUUAAAGUUAUAUUUUUCUAA